Podospora pseudopauciseta is the source of this 426-nucleotide messenger RNA. RefSeq lists its product as uncharacterized. The coding region runs from base 1 to 426 and encodes 141 amino acids. NCBI's taxonomy places the organism in Eukaryota, Fungi, Ascomycota, Sordariomycetes, Sordariales, Podosporaceae. The transcript has 2 exons. The record is from RefSeq and is a predicted model, not a curated record.
AUGCUUCUGUCUCAAUCCCAGGCAGGCAAGUUGAUCAAGUGCGCACGGCAAGCCCCGUAUGGCAAGGGAAACGAGACUCUGGUUGAUACGACGGUUCGCAACACGCGCGAGCUGGGCCCUACGCAGUUUGAGCCCCGGAACACAGAAUGGCCAGGUUACUUCAACGACACCUGUACCGAGAUCGGCAAGGGACUGGGCAUCGACGCACCCAUUAGAGCUGAACUUUACAAAAUGCUCAUCUACGAGAAGGGUGCCCUUGUCAAACCACACACCGACACCGAAAAGAUACCCGGCAUAUUUGGCACAAUUGUCAUCUGCCGGCCUUCAGCGCAUGAGGGUGGUGACGUGGUAGUCACACACUGUGGCCAGCCGCAAGGUUUACAAAACGACCGAAGCCAAUGUCUCGCUCACUGCCCUGAAAAAUAG